AUGGACCCCGUCACACGUAUUUCAUUCAACACACAUGUGCUGAUAAAACUUCCCUCUGAUAAUCUAAAAAUAUGCGAAUUGAAAGCAGACAGUGACAUCUCGUUGGGCAAAUUCGGGGCGUUCAGGACAAAUGAUGUCAUUGGGUUCCCAUUUGGGACGACUUUCGAAAUUCAGUACGACAAUUUAGCCGAUGAUGAAAAUAUACCUAAUGUCAAGAAGGUUGAUGCAUCAAAGAGCUCAAAAGAGAAAUUCAAAAUACCAGUCGGUAACCUUAAAGUUAUUGACAGUAAUUUCCUGGCCGGCCGAAUCGCAAAUGGUUCCGGUUCGGAUGAGGAGUUCACACCACAGCCUGAAUUACAACUCAUCGGUAACAGUGACUCUAAUAAAAAUCUGAUCAACAUCGGCAGCAGCAUCCAAAAACUGUCCUCCGAAGAAAUCGAGCAAUUGAAGCUUCAAAGUGCGUCUGGAGAGGACAUCAUCAACAAAAUGAUCGAGGCGCACGGCAGCUUCCAUCAAAAGACUGUGUUUUCACAGGAAAAGUAUUUGAAGCGUAAAAAGCAAAAGUUUGCCAAACGCUUUACUGUUGAAUACUUGAGUAGUUCCGGACUCUUACAGUAUUUACUAGAUAAAGGUGAUGUUGUUCGCGCCAUGGACAUGUCUGAAGAAAGCUUAGGGAUGAUUCUCAACUUGGCCAAUAUCAGAUCUUCCGGGACAUAUUUAUGUGUGGACGAAACCGGCGGUCUCUUGGUAUACGCGAUGCUUGAAAGAAUGUUCGGAGGGGAUACUAAUGACACUGCUACCGGACAAAUAAUUGUGGUGCAUGAAAAUGAACACGCAAACCUAGAUCUGCUCAAGUUCUCCAACUACACUGAGGAAUUCAUCCAAACACAUGUCAAGACUAUAUCAGUACUCGAAUACUUUGAGCCGCCCAAGUUAGCAGAAGUUGAAGGAGCGCUCAAACCGCUGUCCGAUGAUGAAUUGAAAGCCAUGAAGAGCAACAAGAAGGGUGCAUAUUAUCGCCGCUUGAAAUGGUACAAUGGCCAACUCAACAUUAUAGAUUGGGCGACCAAACUCCAGUACGAUGGCUUGGUUGUUGCGUCUACCUUACAUCUCCCGUCGUUCGUACCGAGACUUGGCGAAAGAGUUCACGGCUCGAGACCAAUUGUUUGUUACAGUCAAUUCAGAGAAACGUUGUUGGAGCUAUCGCAUGUAUUGUAUGACGAUCUACGAUACCUCGCACCUAGCGUAAUGGAGACUCGUUGCAGGCCGUUUCAAACCAUAAGAGGUCGUCUUCAUCCUGCCAUGACAAUGAGGGGUGGUGGAGGCUACCUUAUGUGGUGCCACCGCGUUUUACCAGUUGAUCCCUCUGAAGUUAAAGCACCAGUUCCAUUCAUCGCUGAAGAUUCGGUGACGACAGAGGCGAAAAAACAAAAGACAGAAUAA
Molecule: messenger RNA, 1443 nt
Organism: Lachancea lanzarotensis
Lineage: Eukaryota; Fungi; Ascomycota; Saccharomycetes; Saccharomycetales; Saccharomycetaceae
Gene: GCD10
Product: LALA0S04e08900g1_1
Exons: 1
Coding region: 1-1443 (480 amino acids)
Biological process (GO): tRNA methylation
Cellular component (GO): nucleus; tRNA (m1A) methyltransferase complex
Source: RefSeq, a predicted model, not a curated record